GUGCUGGGAUCAGAGUCGGGCUUCCCCUCUUUUCCAUCUUUACCUCGUCUCUUUUACAAUUUCUACCAUUACUGCCACUGCCACUGCCACUACCACUACCACUUUGCGACAAAAACAUCGGCUAGAAUCCCUCCACCAUUCUCGCUCUCACUCACCCUCUCCCUCACCAUCACCUCAUCCUCCUCUUCUCUGUCUCUCUCUCGCGUCUCUCCAAACCCAUCUCCGCAUUUUCUCCGUGUUCUGCACCCGCACUACACCCAUUCGUCCUAAUACUUGUCCGAAUUCCGCUCUCCUUCUCAAGCUCCCACGACUCCCCCAUCUUCCUGAAAAUCCAACCCCUCACCACCUCCCAAUCCUGAACUCCACAUUUGCGAUCAGCCUACGCCUGCCUCUGUCCCAGCAUUCGUCUCAUCCAGCACCACCGCAUCUCCCCUCGCAAGUAUCUCCAACAUCAUGGACUCGACAUUAUCGUCGUCCGGCCCCAGCAGGAUCAAGAGGAAGCAAUCUGGCAACAAAUCCAAGACCUUACCCUGCCCUCAUUGCCAACGCCUCUUUGCCCGCCUGGAGCAUCUCCAACGACAUAUUCGCACCCACACCAAAGAGAAGCCUUUUGUGUGCGACAUAUGCUCAAAGACCUUCGCCCGCAGUGACCUCCUCGUCCGCCAUGAGAGACUCGUCCAUCCUGGAGAAGAGGACACAAGUUCCUCUCGAAAAUCACACAAGAGACUUAGCAACAACUUCGACACCAAUGUCUCGCGCCCGCAGCUCUCCCAUGAGCCUCCGCCCAUGUCCGACCCUAUGGACAUGGCACAACAGUCUCGGCCUCUCCUCUCCCCAGAGUCGCCGCAAGAGGGGAGGGGGAUGAUGGACAUGCUUGACCCUCAGCUCAUGCAGCCCGCAAACGGCAUGCACUCGGUCGACAACCUUGCCCAACAACAGUCGUCUGGCCUAGGUGGGCCUUCGUCUCUCGAUCCUUCAUGGGGAUAUGAUCUCAAUUUAUUGUCUCACGCCGCCAGCCAUGUAGCCUCCAGCGGCCAGGAUCACUAUAUGUCUGGAUUGCCGCAAGUCACCCACGAGCCACUUCACGAGCCUCUACAGCAAAUACUUCCCCCCGUCUCGGAUUCUUCCUACCAGCCUCGAAUGCUGACUGAAGGUUACGGCCACCCGACGCCCAUGUUUGAGCCUCCCGACCUUGGUGACCCCAUGCAAGACUUUACCGUCUUCCUCGACAGUGUGGGUCUUUCUUCCGAAUGGUAUGCAAACAUGUUCGGCAACGAUCCUGUCGACCCGUUCCAGGGCUCUGAAUCAAAAGAUCAUCUCGGCAUCCCCAAGGUCCAGCUCAACGGAGAGAACUCUCUGGAGGCCAAACCGCCUCUUCAACCCGAUGAAGGCAGUACCUUCUCGCGCUUUGGUUCGAGACUGCCAUCUCUCCAGCCCGAAGUAAAGGAACCCCAAGCUCAAAGAUCAGAGCAUCGCAGCGCCACCGAAGAGUUUGACACCUCAAAGCAAAAGACAAAUUGGGACGUGAGCGAUUCUGAUAGGCAGGUCUUUGCCUCGAGACUCGCUACCUUUGACACCGUCUUACCCAAAGGUUUCAUCCCUCCUUCAAGACAUUCCUUGUCCCGGUACUUGGCUGGCUACGUCAAUGGCUUUCAUGAACAUCUUCCCUUCAUACACGUCCCUACCUUGCAAGUCUCGCGAAGUGCACCUGAACUGGUUCUCGCCUUGGCCGCUGUCGGUGCACAGUACAGGUUCGAGAACAGUCGGGGCAUUGAGCUCUUUUAUGCUGCUAAAGCGGUGGUGAUGGAGCAAAUUCGCCGCCGCGACGAGCUUGCGCUGCCGCAUUCCUGGAACCGUCCUCGAAACGGAUCAACAACUCAAUCUCCCCCAGGUGGCGGUUUCACAUCCCAGAGUCAAACCAGCAGUCCAUUUCAGCACUCUGUAAUCGAGACCGCAGUCACCGUUGACAGCAAAGAGUCCUUGGAUUCCAUACAGGCACUCCUUCUUCUCACCGCAUUUGCCACAUGGGAAAGACACACCGAACUGCUUCGGGAAGCCCUCGCAUUUCAGAGCAUACUUGCACGUCUCGUGCGAGAGUCAGGACUGGUGUCGCCGGAAGAAGCCCAGUCGCCGGAAGAACAGACCUGGGAGGAGUGGAUCAAGGUCGAGGGCGAAAAGAGAACCAAGCUGAUUGUCUACUGUUUUUUCAAUCUGCAUUCCAUCACCUGGAACAUCGCUCCCCUCAUAUUGAAUUCGGAAGUCAAGUUGAAUUUACCGGAUCCUGCAAACGAAUGGAAAGCUACGACGGCCGAGCAGUGGAAGACCCUCCGCGCCGCCAAUGCUUCACAUCAAGUCCCAUUCCAGGAAGCAUUUUCUCGCUUGUUUGCCAAACAAAGCCAAGCUCCGCCCACACCCAUCUCACCCCUGGGAAACUACAUUCUGAUCCAUGCGCUGAUACAGCAGAUAUUUUUCGCCCGACAGUUGUCUCUGGCCUGGCCAGGAGUCGCAGGGGCAAGCUUGAGGAUGGAGGACAUUGUGAUCCUCGAUCGAGGGCUUGGUGCGUGGAAGACUGGCUGGAAGCGUGCACCAGAAUCCAGCCUGGAUCCACAAAACCCGAAUGGCCCAGUUGCCUUUACAUCCACUGCUUUGCUGGGCCUGGCAUAUAUACGGUUACAUGUGGACAUGGGUCCGCUCAGGCACCUAGAGACUCGAGAUCCCGAACAAAUUGCCUCGUCUCUUUUCCACACCCCUGACCUUCGGCGGGAUCCACGAUUGACGCCGGCACUGCUACAUUCUGCGCAUGCCCUAUCCAUACCGGUCAGGCUGGGCAUCGACUUUGUUGCUCGAACUCAGACAUUCUUCUGGUCGAUCCAACAUUCUCUGUGCAGCCUGGAGUGCGCGUUUCUCCUGUCCAAGUGGCUGGCGGUUCUGUCUCGGCUCAAGACAGAAGGAGGCGCGCCCGUGACAGAACACGAACGGAAACUCCUCCUGUGGGUCCGCAGUCUACUGGAAGAGACAGAGAUGACGGUUCCUCUGAACGGGGAUGCGAAUGAUCAAUCAGUCCUCACCGAAUCCCGGGAACUACUGGGCGAUACCAAUAAAAUCAAGAGUCUCUCCGUUGCUGUGGUGCGCGUUUGGAGCAAGACAUUCAAGGGCAACACGAGUUGGGCCAUUGUGGAUAUGAUUGGGAGCGCUCUUGAGAUAUACGCAGACACUCUUGAGUCACAAUUACUGGGAUGAUGACAUGGUCCCUUGCCGGAAAAGGCAGGCUGUACAUGAUAGAAACGGACUUGUAUGGGCUGAUGACGCACCCAAUGGCUUGAUGUAUUGAUGACGUUCUAUGUUUAGUGUCAUUGUCAUUGAUAGUUGGUCUGGAAUCAAGUAAGUAGCGUUCCGGAAAACGCCGACUCUACGAGGGCUUCUCCAGGGCUCUCUCGUCGUUGAAUCACCAUGCCUGUGGGCUGAGCGUAAAGUAAUUAAAGAUAUGUUCCAAGAAGAGGCAGACGGACAGCCGGAGGCCAUGUCUAGGUCUCGGCGGCGGGAAGGACAAAAAUAAUUUCUGAUGGGAUCUUGAGGUGGAUUUAGUUCAUCUGGAGAAUAUGGAACGAUGGCAAGUCUUGACAAAG
Exophiala mesophila is the source of this 3626-nucleotide messenger RNA. RefSeq lists its product as uncharacterized. Gene Ontology annotation, cellular component: chromatin. Gene Ontology annotation, molecular function: RNA polymerase II cis-regulatory region sequence-specific DNA binding; zinc ion binding; DNA-binding transcription factor activity, RNA polymerase II-specific. The record is from RefSeq and is a predicted model, not a curated record. Lineage: Eukaryota; Fungi; Ascomycota; Eurotiomycetes; Chaetothyriales; Herpotrichiellaceae. The coding region runs from base 454 to 3240 and encodes 928 amino acids. Gene Ontology annotation, biological process: DNA-templated transcription; regulation of transcription by RNA polymerase II. The transcript is spliced from 2 exons.